AUGGUGCUAUGCUCAACAAGGAAGACGGAAGGAAGGAGCCAGGACUGGGGUACCUCGCCCUGCUGCGGUCCAAACUGUCUGCGACGAAAUUGCAAAUGGCUAAAUACUUUUAUCGUUGGCACUCUCGUCUGUCUUCUAAUCACCACUCGACAAUUUCCCGAGACCUCGCCCAGCAUCAACGUGAGCCAUCAUAUUCACAGCCCAGCUUCUUUCUUUGACAUUAUUGAAUACGACAGGUUCCUCUUCCCUUUCCAUAAUAUCCAAGGAGCAGACGGGCUCCAAUAUGUCACAAUCGAGUGGGCUAACUAUACGUUCCAGCAUGGCUUGAGUCGGCAGCAUAUCGUGGAUCCGUUCGGAGUCAGUGCGAAAUUCCACCGGCGCUACGUUAGCGAGUAUGCUGUCGAUGACCCUCUGCAGCAGCAGCGUCAGCUACAAGCAUACGAGCCGGUGCUGACAGCCAUAUCAGCAGAUGGGGCUCUAACUGGCAUCCUUGCGCAUCACUGCCCGAUGCAAGAUCGGCUAGAAGAAGACAACCUCGAAAACAAACCGGUCGCCGACCCUCUAGUACCUAGGAACUACAUCUGCUUCAUAGAGUUGCGGGUCUACGACAAUAAGAAAGGCCAAUUUCUUGGCAGAUACGACUACGCUCUGCCAGGCAAAGAUACACGCAUUAUGGGCUUCUCCCUCCACGCCCCCGAAGAAGGAGCAACACGCUUGAGCCAGUACCGGUUAACGAUGCUCUCAUGGAACCGGUAUCCUGCAGACUACGAAGUAUGCCGUUGCAAAGACGACACCGGUUGUAUUUUGGAACCGUGGUCUGCAGUCUGCCAUCGUAACCAAUUCAGCCUUGCCAAGAGCGACGUAUACGUGUGGAGUAGUUGGAUUGGACUAUGUCAUCGGAGGCGCAAAGAAUGUGAUCUUUCUCUGUGCGUCGAAGACUGCAGCCAUAUCACUAUUCCGACGAACUCACGGUGGUCCUGCACUCCCGCUGCCGACGCGGCGGAUUGCUGGGAGGUGCCAGCGAUCCCAGGAACACUGGGGGGUCGUGCCUCUGUCGCUGCUGUUUGGCUGGAGCCCACGGAAGCUCCCCAGGACUUGGACAAAGAGUUCAAGAGGCCCACUCAGCCGUGGCAAAACUCCAUCAUUUUGUAUCCAGACAACCCGUACUUCAAUCGGGCACAUAUGUUUAAGUGCUCUCAGGGCGGCAAAGCAGCCCACCGCGGCAUCUUCCAGGUGGACGUGGGCGCAACCUUUGAAAAUACUCGAUUUCCCAGGACGGCGCGGGUACUUCGGAGCUGUUCCCUUCGGGAGUACGAGGAUGGAAGUCCGCCUACAAUCUUGGAACUUCCUGCAGGGGAGGGGGCCUGCGGUGGAUGCGAGUCUUGGGGGGUCGUGACGGAUACGAGGUGCACUGGGUUCACAUCUUGGUGCGUCGCAUCCUACGGAUCACGGACUCCGGGGAUCUAUCUGAAUGGGAAGUUCGAGAGAGAAGGCACCAUGUUUCUCAACACAUGGGAUUUAGCCGGGUACGCGUCGCGAGAGCUGGGCGACUACCGCUACGCGAAUCUUAGAGCUGCUCAAGUGUUUAGCGUUGAGUCCUCUACAGGGGACAACAGUUUCACCUCCCUUAUGUUCGAUAUCUUUUACGUCAUCGACUUCCUGACGCCAUCACACCAUAUGCGGUGGGGGCCCGUUGCCAUGUCCGAGUUGCGCGUUGCAAGGUGCCAACAGAAGGAAGAAAACAUGAGGGUGAGUUUCACUUUGCUAAAACACGAUACUCUGCGUAGAGCUUGGGCUCCUGAAAUUCUGAAUCUCCAAGCCUUCAAGGAAAUAUCUGGCGUCGUUAUCUUUUCGGAGGACACCAUAGAGCAAACAAGUUCUUUCAUGAUCUACAAUCAGGAGACCCUUGGAAUUGCGUCGACGUUCGAUACGGUCAUAAGCCCAGUCGCAUCUCUUGCCACUGGGAGCAGAUCCUACGGAAAUCGCUGGGUGAAGGCAACCGGCUCGGGGGCGAACAGCCUCAGCCCAGCAGCCGCAGUGCGUCUUGGACAAAUGACCCCGAUUGAUAACGAAGUUACGGGGGGACAAAUUUGGGCAGGCCCGCGGUUCACUGACGAACUCUCGAAGAAACCGCGCCACGCGCUUGCCAUGACGGCCCAGCUGUUAAAAACGUGCUCACAUAGCCGGCUCGAGCCGACCUUUGAGACCGCCCCAUGUGUUGAAACGUGCCACAAAGGUCUGGUUUUCAAGUUAUUGGAUGGGGCUGAGACUGAGCCGAGUUGCAAGACUUUCGCGCGCCACGGCCAACUUGUGCUCUUCCCCUGCUCCAACGGAAAUUGUUCAUACGUACCUUUCAAGCUUCCUCAGCCAGCUUCCGAGAGCUUCACUUCCGCAGUCUUAUCCGCUGCUGUGGACAAGAACGUCCUUACAUCAGGACCAACGUUUGCCGGGAACACCUCCACUAGCUCCACAUUCCAUUUUGAGGGGCUUGCUGACGUAUGGGAGAUUAUAGCGGUAUUCGAAAGAAAAGUCAGUCAGCAAAGAGAUGACCUCUUUUUCAUUUUCCAUCACACCAAGGGGCAGGAAGCGGUCCGGCUGAAAGGAGGGAUUGGAGGCGACCUUGCCGUCCCCCUGGCAGGCCCACUCCAGAAAGGCCUCUACGAAGCGAAGGACGGUGCCGUCUACAAGUGGAGCGAAAUGGAUGUUCGUGGUGUCAGGUCAAUAUCCGUCCGCUACAGAACAAAAGGGGACUACCCGGCGACUCUGCGGGAGAUCCAACUCAAAGGGAAGGUGGAGAAUUGCCCUUCCCAUGGGUUCUUUGCCGACUCUUCCUGCCCGCUUGUCGAGUUUCGCCCCACCAGCGUUGAGGAGUUGGACUGCCAGGGAGAGUGGGGUGAGUGGUCGAUGUGUGACUACCAAUGCAGGAGUACGAGGUUUUUCACAAUAAAGAGGAAACCACGACUUGGCGGAAAGCCAUGUCUCCUCUUUGAGAAGAGGCCAUGCGAAGGUCGACCCUUUUGCGACACGAGGCAUUAUCGGCACAACGACGGACACUACAUCGGGCCUGACAUUCUUUUGCAGAACAAACGACGGGACUGCAAGACACAUCUGAGCGAGUGGUCAGACUGUGUGAAUUGCAGGCAGCUUCGCUACACGCACAUUAUCAUGCAUGCAGCACUUGACGGUAACGCGUGCCCAGAAGAGCGGUUCGAGAUGCGAUUUUGUAACCCUGCUUGCGAGCAGUGGUUUCUCCAAGGGGCCGCCUCAACGCCCGCGCCUGUGACAACAAAGUGGACAACCAGAUCGACAAGGCGCACGACGCGAGUCUUCACACGGACCACAUCUACAAAAGAGGGGCCUGCCACGCUGGGAGGCAUGGCAUGGUACUACAUCGUCGCUAUCGCAGCGAUAAAUCUAUGCGUGGUCCUUACCAUUUUGGGGACAGCCUGGUGCAUGGUGCAGCGGCGCCAUAAAAAGCUCUCAGAUGAGAUGCAGCAGCAAGAGUCCAGAGAACUAGCUGAAGCUGAGGAAGAGGCAAGGAGAGCUGAGGCAUCUGCGCUUGCUGCGCAGAUGGCUGCAAGUCGAGCCACGACAGAUAUUAACCCACUGAAGGGCCGACCCUCUGCACGGCACGAGGAAAGAGAUGUUACAAUACAUUUCACAAAGUACUCGUCUGCAACUUUCAAACAACGGGCAAAUAAUACCAAGAAACGUAAAAGCAGAAAGCACAAUGUUGAGGCUGCAGUUCUACGCGCACCGUGUUCACGAGAAGACCUGUUUGAACCCUUGCCAUGA
Molecule: messenger RNA, 3795 nt
Organism: Besnoitia besnoiti
Lineage: Eukaryota; Apicomplexa; Conoidasida; Eucoccidiorida; Sarcocystidae
Exons: 3
Coding region: 1-3795 (1264 amino acids)
Source: RefSeq, a predicted model, not a curated record